Lepisosteus oculatus (spotted gar) is the source of this 1414-nucleotide messenger RNA. NCBI's taxonomy places the organism in Eukaryota, Metazoa, Chordata, Actinopteri, Semionotiformes, Lepisosteidae. The record is from RefSeq and is a predicted model, not a curated record.
AUGGAACCGAGGACGGUGUUCUGCGUUUUCGUUCUAUUUUUCUUCACAGGGACGUUUUCAGAAGAUGUUAUGGGCUCGAACGUCAAGAGGGGACCCAAAGUAACAGCAAAGAAAGGCUAUGGGUAUAAAGGAAGUAAAUUUCAUCGGGUCAUAAAGGAUUUCAUGAUACAAGGAGGAGAUUUCACUGCUGGAGAUGGAACUGGAGGCAAGAGUAUUUAUGGGGUAACAUUUCCAGAUGAGAACUUCAAACUAAAGCACCUGGGAACUGGAUGGGUCAGCAUGGCAAAUGCAGGGCCUGACACCAAUGGUUCCCAGUUCUUUAUUUUAGCUACGAAAGCUCCCUGGCUUGAUGGAAAACAUGUUGUGUUUGGAAAGGUUCUUGAAGGAAUGUCUGUUGUUCACACCAUAGAACUUCAAGAUACAAAUGACAGGAAUGUGCCUUACCAGGACUGUGUGAUAGUAAACAGCGGGAAGAUUGAUGUGAAAGAGCCAUUUGUGGUUGAAGUGGAGGGCUGGUAGUAAGUGAUAAGUGGACGAAAUACAAGACACAAACCAUCACGUUUAAGGAGAAGAAAUGUCAUUAUAGUUCACUUUUAAAAAAAACAACAACUUAAGGGCUGCUAUGCAUUAGUCUCAAACUGAUUGUUUUUCAAAAAGUAGUUAAUGCUUUUUUAACUGAUCUUUUACUUAAACUUAUUCUGCAAUAACCACCAAAUAUAUAAGAUCAACAGCAUGUUGCACUGAUUCUUCCAGCUGUAUUAACAGGGGACAUUAAGAGAUGAGUCAUUUUUCAGUAUUUCCCAAUUUACUAUGUAUUUAGUUAAUGAAAUGUAUAAAUUAACUGGUUUAUGCAUUUUGGAUCAUGUACAAGACAACCCUUGCCAAAACUACUGGAAACGCCCUGUGAAUUUUGGAUGUUAAAUAACAGUUUGCAUGUAAACCACUGGCAUUUAUUUAAGGAUGUUUUUCUUGAUUUUAUAACUAGAUUUUAUUUGUUCUGCAGUGUGCUUGAAUUUCUUCUAAUGUCCUUCAGGGCAUAUGUUUUCCAAUACUUUGACUAUAGUUACAGUACCAUUAGGUUUUCAAUGGGAUGUUGUUGGUCAUGCUGUGGCAUCUGUCCUGUUAUACUCAUAAUAUAUCCCCUUAAUUUCUUUCUCAGACAUCAGAGCUGACUGAGAUUAUUCCUGGGUUUUUAUCUGCUGUUAAAUACCGGUUUUCACUGAUUUUGUUGCAGAUUAAUGUGUAUGGGAGCCAUCACGGGUUUGUCAAGACACACUUCAAGCAUGUAAUUUACAAAAUGAAAAAAUAUAUGCAUCUUAAAUACCAGUAGAAGAAAAUAUACUUUUGAAAGUCAUUUAAAGAUUGCCAUUGUUCAGUUCUUGUAUUGUGUAAUAAAGUAAUUUGUGCAACUGCA